Colletotrichum destructivum is the source of this 2712-nucleotide messenger RNA. Its product is annotated as Putative carbohydrate-binding WSC. Lineage: Eukaryota; Fungi; Ascomycota; Sordariomycetes; Glomerellales; Glomerellaceae. The transcript is spliced from 3 exons. The record is from RefSeq and is a predicted model, not a curated record. Bases 1 to 2712 code for a protein of 903 amino acids.
AUGCUGUCUCGUACUAUCAUUCUAGCCCAGGUCUUGCUCGCGCUCUUGAGUGCAGUAGUCAGUCUAACUGUAACAGAAGCCUCUAGUUACCUAGAGGUAGCACAAAGCUCACUUGCGGAUAACCGGCUCAGCGUAGUGACGAACUCUGUAAGCGGACGGGGAAAUUUUGACACCUUCGGAUCUUACACAAAUGGCCCUUUUGGAAUCGGUCCCGGCGCUAUGCAUGCCACUGGAUUGGUGAGAGAUGCUGUCGCUGGGCAAACCCCAAAUACACAAUACUCGGAACUCAACGAACCUCAGACACGAUGCGGGGUGCAGAACGAGGCCUGGGAAAUAGCGCUUUUGACUUUCACCAUCAAUACGCCUCCUGAGGUUACAGAUCUCCAAGUCAAUUUUGUAUUUGCCUUGCAGGAACCUGCCAACCGAAAUCCUGAUAGCAUGCAAAUCAUUUUCAACACAAACGAUGUGCAACUCUUUGACAAUAUACAAUGGUUGUCAUCCAGUUCCCCCCUCAUUACUACAACGCCUGCCGGCACCGGCAUAUCACACGCAAGGUCCACAGGCUUACGGUCAAUUACCUACACUGUAAAAAGCCAGCAAACAACAUUUCAAAUGUUUAUCUGUGAGGCCAUUAGUGGCGUCGAUGAUGUAGCAGUGUUUUACAACAUCGUCGGCCUAACCUUACCACAAACCACUACUAUAACUACAUCAUCAACAACAUCUAGCUCCAGCUCCACAACUACUACUACAACUACAACUACUGAAGCCACUUCUACAACAACAUCUUCAUCCAGCUCUACUACUACAACUGCAACUACUGAAUCCACUUCUACAACAACAUCUUCAUCCAGCUCUACUGCUACUACUACUACAACUACUACAGCCACUUCCUCAACAUCUUCAUCCAGCUCUACCACCACUACUGCAGAUACUUCCUCGACAUCUUCAUCCAGCUCUACUGCCACUACUACUACAACUACUACAGCCACUUCCUCAACAUCUUCAUCCAGCUCUACCACCACUACUGCAGAUACUUCCUCAACAUCUUCAUCCAGCUCUACCACCACUACUGCAGCCACUUCCUUAACAGCAUCCUCAUCUACUUCAGACUCAAGUCCGGGCUCUACCCUUAUGGCUACCUCCUCGCUAUUAUCUUCAGAAUCUACAACAUUACUAUCUCCAUCAUUUUCACCAAACACUAGCAGUUCAUUCGAAAUGACAAUAACUUCUAGCUUGUCCGUUCUGCCUUCGUCUGGCUUGUCAACUAGCACAUCUCUUGAAACACUUACUACGUCAACAUCGCAAUUUUCAACUAGUUUCAGCCAGUCUCUUAGUACUACCUCGAGCAUACAAACUCCAAGCAUUACUGCAACAUUAUCCUCGUCUAGUCGCCUCUCUCUAACAUCAAGUAAUUCUAUUACUGGCUCCGUAGUUGCUACCAACCUCCCAAAUGUCGACAAUUACGCAUUCAUUGGAUGCUUGGGGUCACCUUCAGGAUUUGGAUCUUUUGUUCAGGUCGGGCAGGAUCCAAAUAUGACGCAAGAGAGAUGUGUCAACCUGUCCCAGGGACGACAGUACGGGGGCGUUUUCAAUGACACAUGUUUUGUGUCAGACUUGCUCCAAGGGACCGCUCUUUUUCCUGCUGCUAGCUGCAACCUACCUUGCCCCGGCAAUGCUGGUCAGAUAUGCGGUGGACUAACGAACGCUACCACGUUGGGCCGACGUAGCUAUUACGGUCCACAGGUGUCCCGACGCGCUGCUUCACCAAACAUCCUUCUAACUUUGUUUGGGCGCGUUGAGACCGUUGGUUCUACAACAAUUCCGAGCAAUGCUGGUCCCUCUGGCUCAACUAUCGGCCCGCCCCUGUCAAGCGUUUCGCCGGUUCCACUGUCCGGCAGCUCGAGCUUGAAUUCGCCCACGUUACCAAAUCCGUCAAGUCUGGUCACUCUAGAGAAUUUGCCUCCAGGUUUCUCAUCGGUCUCUUUAACUUUGGGUGGGGUUGAACCCAUUGUCACUAGUGGGACAACCACCCGAAUCAGAAGUAACACUCAGCAUAUAACUUCUAUAGUAACCACCAUCUUUUACACUACGGUUGACCCAGUAAAUCCUACCGCUGUGGUUGAAACUGAGUUGCACACCACGAUAUACUUUGAGGAUUGCGGAUGUCCUACCCAAUCGACUCCAUCGAUAUGCAUGGUCACAACUGUGGCUCAAUGCCACAGGUGUGGCCUCAGAGGAGAGGACAAAGUAACCCUAGUGGUUCCGUCGCUUUCUGAUAGUCUCCCACAAAAUCAGGUUUCUUUGACAAGAGACAAAUCACCUUCUUCUUUAAGGUUGGUUGAAUUUUCACAUGAGACACAGUCUUCCUCGGCGGCUACCUUAGCGGUUUCAAGUUCCAACCAUCUAGUGACUUUGAGUCCUACCGUUAUUCACGGUCAAAGUCCAAUUCAUACAGUGGCUUCAAGUUCUAACCAUCUAGUGACUUUGAAUCCUGCCGUUUCGCAGGGUCGAAGUCCAACUCAUAUACUGGCUUCAAGCAAGGAAAUGCCGGUGGUCCCGAAUCAAAAUAUGGCAGCACCUCAAAGCUCAAACGUUUCAACUGUAGAGACUGUUGUUACUGCAAUAGCGCCGUCCGGGCGGCAGGACUUGUAUAGAACGGAAGUCUUUAGGAUUGUUGUUUGCGUGUUAGCAUAUACGUUCUUUCUGUCGUAA